Caenorhabditis briggsae is the source of this 258-nucleotide messenger RNA. NCBI's taxonomy places the organism in Eukaryota, Metazoa, Nematoda, Chromadorea, Rhabditida, Rhabditidae. Bases 1 to 258 code for a protein of 85 amino acids. The transcript has 2 exons. The record is from RefSeq and is a predicted model, not a curated record.
AUGCGUCAUGUGCAUCGACUAGAAGAAGUUGCUCGAGCCCUUGACCAAGAUGAUGACUACGAUGAUCGAUUAGAUGAUUCCAACCAGCAAACGCUCAACAAAGUGAUGAGCAACCAAAGAGAGCAAUGGGCAGAGGAGAGAGCGAUAAGAGCAGAGGACAAGAGAAAUAAGGAAAAGGGAGCACGAAGACUUCUUGAGGACGCUGCUCAAGUCAACACUGCUCGCUUUAGUGCUGAAAUAAUUGUUUUUUCUCGUUAA